This is a messenger RNA of Salvelinus sp. IW2-2015, 202 nucleotides long. The record is from RefSeq and is a predicted model, not a curated record. Lineage: Eukaryota; Metazoa; Chordata; Actinopteri; Salmoniformes; Salmonidae.
UCAAGUGUGUGACUGACCUGUCUUCCUCCCUCCCGGCUUCCUAGGGUUCCCUUCGUCCACAUUGCCAGUAUCUGUGCUGCUGUGCUGAGUAAAAUAAUGUCCAUCUUCUCUGGAGUGUAUGAGAACCCCUGUGGUUACACAGACAUUCUGACAGUGGGCUGUGCCGUGGGGGUGGGCUGCUGUUUCGGCACUCCUCUAGGAG